Molecule: messenger RNA, 6313 nt
Organism: Brachypodium distachyon (stiff brome)
Lineage: Eukaryota; Viridiplantae; Streptophyta; Magnoliopsida; Poales; Poaceae
Product: phosphatidylinositol 4-kinase alpha 1
Exons: 27
Coding region: 164-5995 (1943 amino acids)
Biological process (GO): phosphatidylinositol-mediated signaling; phosphatidylinositol phosphate biosynthetic process
Cellular component (GO): plasma membrane; cytoplasm
Molecular function (GO): 1-phosphatidylinositol 4-kinase activity
Source: RefSeq, a predicted model, not a curated record
GCUCCACCAAUUACUCUCGCGUCAAAGAAAAAAGAGGAGAGAGGCACGCAUCUCCGUCUCCGCCUCUCCCUCCCCUCUUCUUCCGCGUGCGUGCGUGCGUCCUCCCUCCCGAUCUGCGGCAGCGGCGACCCAUGAUCUGACCGCAUUGCCGCCGCGGAAUCCGAUGGAGGCGCUCAACGAGCUCUGCGACCUGGUGGCCGCGAACCCGGAUCUCCUCCUCGCCGACAAGCUCACCUGGCUCUCCUCCCGCUGCGCGCCGGCCUCGUCGUCCUCACCGCAGCGCGCCUCGCGGGCGCACCUCCACUCUCUCCUCGCCCUCGCGCGCCUCCUCCCCGCGGGCGCCGCCGGCGGGUCGCCCCCGCCCCCGCUCCUCGCCUUCCUCUCCUCCCACGCCUUCCUAUCGCCGGCCUUCUGGCCGCAGUCCUUCGCGCCGGCACCCUUCCUGUCGAAGCUCCUCCCCCUUCUAGCUUCUGCGCCCGCCUCCCCCGCCCUCUCGUCCGCCCUCUCCUCCGCGAUCCUCGCCGCACUCGACGUCGCCGACCCUGCCUCCGCACCGCUCGCCCGUGCGUUCCUCUCCGCCGUGGCCGCCAACCCCCCGCAGCUCCUCCCCGCCGAUUCUGCGCCCGUCGGUGAGCGGCUGCUCCUCGAGUUCCCCGCCUCGGAGGAGGCACCGCCCAGGGCGAAGGGGAAGGGAGAGGACGCGGCGGGAGAGGAGAAUGGAGGGAUCAAGGAAGUGGUGCAGAGGUUCGAGGAGGAGGGGGUGGAGGUGCUGGAGCGGAAGGAGGUCGCGUUCAGGCUCCUCGUUCAUAUGAUGGGGGGAGAGGGAGGGCUGGAGGCCGACAAGGUUGUUAAGGUCAGGAAUGCCGCCGCCCGGCAGGUCCGUUCCCUCACGGAUUUUCUCAAGAUUAGGAAGCGGGACUGGAGGGAGCAAGGUCCACAGCUGAAGGCAAGGAUAAACACCAAAUUAUUGUGUUGCCAAGCUGCAGUGGUGGUUCUAGUCCGGAGCGUUUCGGCUAUGGAAACUGAUAGCAAGUCUUCCAAGGAUAUGCUUCAGCAGACUCUUGCUUGGUUUAUCGAAGCUACCAAGUCAUGCAUCCUCUCAUCCUGGCGGAAACUGAAGGUUUGCGAGGAGCUAUUUUGCACGCUGCUUAAUGGGAUCAGCCAGAUAACAGUCUCACGUGGGGGCCAGCUCCUGCCGGUGCUGCUGAUACCCUUGAAACCGCUUGUUGUGAGCACAUGUUCGCAGGCUGAUAUGACGGGCUGUAGCCCUGGUGCUUUGUUUGAGGCAGUGGUGAAGUUGAGCUGUGAAAUUAUAGAGUUUGGCUGGACAAAGGAUAGGGCUCUGGUCGACACAUUCAUUAUGCGUUUAGCUGCCUAUGUUCGUGAGCGGAAUGAUUAUGAGGAGGAGGAUGGUAAAGGAAAAGAGGCAGUUCCGCUGAUGCGACUAAAUGUUGUGCGGCUUCUGGCUGAGUUGUGUGUAUGUUUGAAAAGAUGGGAAGUUGUAGACAUGAUUUUGCCCCUUUUCAUUGAACAUCUAGAAGAGGGUGAUGCAUCAGCUCCAAGUUUAUUGCGUCUACGAUUAUUAGAUGCAAUAUCGCGUGUGGCAUGCUUGGGUUUCGAAAAAUCAUACCGUGAGAGCAUUGUCUUAAUGACAAGAAGCUACCUGGAUAAAGUUAAAGCUGUAGGAUCUGCAGAUAACAACACAUUGCCAACGGAAGCAACAACUGAGCGGAGUGAGACUCUUCCUGCAGGGUUCUUACUUGUUGCGUCCAACCUCACGAGCACAAAACUCAGAUCUGAUUAUCGUCAUAGGCUGUUGUCUCUAUGCUCUGAUGUGGGGCUAGCUGCUGAAUCUAAAAGUGGGAGGAGUGGUGCUGAUUUGAUGGGCCCGUUACUUCCAGCGGUUGCUGAAAUAUGUUCUGAUUUUGAUACAGUGUCCUCUGUUGAGCCAUCGUUAUUGAAGUUGUUCCGCAACCUGUGGUUCUAUAUAGUCUUAUUUGGGCUAGCUCCUCCAAUACAAAACAACCAGACACCUUCAAAACCAGUUUCCACUCCAUUAAACACAGUGGAGGGCGUCAGCUCUGUAGCCCUUCAAGCUGUUGCUGGACCCUACAUGUGGAACAGCCAAUGGAGUGUAGCAGUGCAACGUAUUGCACAAGGAACUCCGCCUCUGGUUGUCAGUUCAGUGAAAUGGCUUGAAGAUGAGCUAGAGUUAAAUGCUCUGCAUAACCCAGGUAGUCGUCGUGGCAAUGGUGAUGAAAAGGCCGCUGUUGGACAGAGAACUGCACUUGCUGCUGCUUUGGGAGGUCGAGUUGAGGUAGCAGCAAUGAGCACAAUUUCAGGAGUUAAAGCUACAUAUCUUCUCGCAGUUGCUUUCCUGGAGAUACUGCGUUUUAGCUGUGACGGCGGCAUACUUUCAUCUACCUCUACAUUGAAUAAAUCAAACAGCGCGUUCAGUUGCGUUUUUGAAUAUCUGCUGACUCCAAACUUGACACCAGCUGUAACUCAGUGUUUGACGGCAGUUGUGCAUAGAGCUUUUGAAGCAAUGUUGUCAUGGCUGGAGGAUCGCAUAUCUGACAUAGGUGAAGGAGCUGAUGUAAGAGAAUCUGUUCUUUCUGGUCAUGCUUGCUUCCUUAUAAAGAGCAUGUCACAGAGGGAUGAACAUGUUCGUGAUGUGAGCGUUAAGUUGUUAACUCAACUAAAGGAAAAGUUUCCACAGAUCCUCUGGAACUCUUCAUGCUUGGAUUUACUUCUAAUAUCUGUUCAUAAUGAGUUGACUUCUGGUCCUGUUAGUGACCCUGCUUGGGUUGCUACUGUACGCUCACUAUAUCAGAAGAUUGCUAGGGAAUGGAUAACAAGUGCUCUUUCAUAUGCUCCAUGUACCACUCAAGGCCUUAUACAGGAAAAUUUUUGCAAGCCGAGUGGUGCACAAAGAACACAGCAUACAGCAGAUGUUGUCUCACUUUUAUCCGAGAUACGUAUUUGUACUGGAAAGAAUGAUUGGAGCGGCAUCAGGACUGCUAACGUUCCUGCAGUCAUGGAUUCUGCUGCCGCAGCAUCUGGAGCAAGAAAAGAAGCACCUGACAUCACCCUGGAAGUACUGUCAACUGCAGUAGUGAGUGCAACUGCGAAAUGUAACCAUGCAGGGGAGAUUGCCGGUAUGAGAAGGCUGUUUAGUACUAUGGGUGGCUUAAACAUGGGCACUUCUCCUGGUACACAGUCUGGACAGGCCCCUCAGUCAUUUGAUGAAGUUUUUCUGUCCAAAUUUGUUCGUCUUCUUCAGGACUUCGUUGUUACAGCAGAGAAACAACAAAUAGAUAAUUCCCAAUUUCGUGAAACUUGUUCUCAGGCUACAGCAUUACUUCUUGAUCAUAUGGUAUCCGAUACUAGAACAAAUUUGGAAGGUUUUUCUCAGCUUAUACGACUUCUAUGCUGGUGCCCUGCUUAUAUUUCUACCCCUGAUGCAAUGGAGACUGGAAUUUAUAUCUGGACAUGGCUAGUAUCUGCAGCACCUUCUUUAGGCCCUCUUGUGCUUGCAGAACUUGUUGAUGCAUGGUUGUGGACGAUAGAUACAAAACGUGGCUUGUUUGCAUCGGAUAUGAAGUACUGUGGCCCUGAUGCAAAAUUGAGGCCUCACCUCAUUCCUGGUGAGCCUGAGACACCACCAGAAAAGGACCCAGUUGAAGCAAUAAUUGCCCAUAGACUCUGGCUUGGCUUCUUUAUUGAUCGUUUUGAGGUUGUUCGGCACGAUAGCGUUGAGCAACUUCUGCUUCUAGGUCGAAUGUUGCAAGGGACGAUGAGGUCACCAACUCAUUUUUCUCACCAUCCAGCUGCUACUGGCACUUUCUUUACUGCGAUGCUCCUUGGGCUAAAGUUUUGCUCGUGCCAGUCUCAAUCUAACUUGCAGAGAUGUAAUAUGGGGCUUCAGUUGUUAGAAGACAGGGUAUACCGUGCUGCUCUGGGAUGGUUUGCUUAUGCACCCGAGUGGUACGAAUCUCAAAACAAAAGUUUUGCCCAGAGAGAGGCCCAAUCUGUUUCACUAUUUGUCCACAAUCUGCAAAAUACCAGUAGUCCUAGUGAUUCUGGUUCAAAGUCGCAGGGACGUGAAGGCGAACUUAACACGGCGGAUCAGAUCCACCCUGUGUGGGGUUCUGUGGACAACUAUGCGACUGCAAAGGAAAAGCGUAAGCAAUUACUUUUGAUGCUUUCUCAGAAUGAGGCAGACAGGCUUGAAGUCUGGGCAAACCCAAUAAAUACAAAAGACACAACAACAUUCCGUGGUAAAAUUAGCUCAGAUAAGUGGACUGAUCACUCCAGAACUGCUUUUGCUGUUGAUCCUCGAAUCGCGCUCUCUACGGCCAUGAGGUUUCCCACAAACGCAGUACUGCAAUCCGAAAUCACUCAGUUGGUUCAAACACACAUACUGGAGCUCCGCACAAUUCCUGAGGCAUUACCAUUUUUCAUCACUCCAAAGGCAGUAGACGAAAAUUCAGCAUUGUUACAACAACUUCCACACUGGGCUCCGUGCUCUGUUACACAGGCAUUGGAGUUUUUUACUUCUCCUUAUAAAGGACACCCCCGUGUUAUGGCUUAUGUCCUUCGUGUCAUGGAGACUUACCCACCUGAGACUGUCACCUUUUUUAUGCCACAGUUGGUACAGUCUCUCAGAUAUGAUGAUGGGAAAUUAGUUGAAGGAUACUUGCUUGGAGCUGCUCGAAGAAGUAAUAUAUUUGCUCACAUCUUAAUAUGGCAUCUGCAGGGAGAAUGUGAGGAAUCUGACAACGAAAAGGAAGCAGGUGCUCCAAAGUCUGUGCCCCAUGAACUUACAAGCUGGAGGGGCAGCGAGAUCAUCAAAACCAGUGCAUUCCAAUCCUUGCUUCCUGCUGUUCGGGAGAAAAUCGUUGACGGUUUCACUCCUGAUGCUCGGGACAUGUUUGAAAGGGAGUUUGAUUUUUUCGACAAGGUCACCUCGAUUUCUGGUGUUCUUUUCCCUCUUCCCAAGGAAGAGCGGAGAGCGGGUAUUAGAAGGGAGCUGGAGAAGAUUACUAUUCCCGGUGACGACCUUUACCUACCUACUGCAACAAACAAGUUAGUACGGGGCAUACAACUGGACAGUGGUAUUCCUCUCCAGUCUGCCGCAAAAGUUCCAAUUAUGAUUACCUUUAAUGUGAUUGAUCGUGAUGGGAAUCCUAAUGAUGUAAAGCCACAGGCUUGCAUUUUUAAGGUUGGUGAUGAUUGUAGACAGGAUGUGCUGGCUCUCCAAGUUAUUGCUCUACUAAGGGAUAUAUUUGAAGCUGUCGGAUUAAACCUGUAUCUCUUUCCCUAUGGUGUUUUGCCCACUGGCCCGGAGCGAGGCAUAAUUGAGGUGGUCCCAAAUACUCGGAGUAGAAAUCAAAUGGGUGAAACAACUGAUGGCGGUUUAUUAGAGAUAUUUCAGCAAGAUUAUGGCCCUGUAGGAUCGCCUUCUUUUGAAGCUGCUCGCGAAAUGUUUAUGAUUAGUAGUGCUGGAUAUGCUGUUGCUAGCUUACUUCUUCAACCAAAGGAUCGGCAUAAUGGCAAUCUUCUCUUUGAUAGCCACGGGAGACUAGUUCAUAUUGAUUUUGGAUUUAUUUUGGAGAUUUCACCUGGUGGGAACAUGGGUUUCGAGAGUGCACACUUCAAGCUAAGCCAUGAAAUGACUCAAUUGCUGGAUCCAUCUGGAACUAUGAAGAGUGACACCUGGAAUCAGUUUCUGAGAUUGUGUGUCAAAGGAUACCUAGCGGGAAGGAGACACAUGAAUGGCAUUAUAACUACAGUACAGUUGAUGGUGGACAGUGGGCUCCCUUGCUUUAGCAGGGGGGAGCCUAUCGCUAAUCUUCGGAAGCGGUUUCAUCCAGAGAUGAACGAGCGCGAGGCGGCAAAUUUUAUGGUACGGACGUGUGUUGAUGCCUACAACAAGUGGACAACUGCUGGGUAUGACUUGAUUCAAUACUUGCAGCAAGGUAUUGAGAAAUAGUUCAUUUCUUCUUUUGUAAAUGGUAUGAGCCGUGUACAUCAAUUGUAUGUAGCACUAAUUCUGUCAUGUAGAGUUAAAUUAUCGAGCAGUUCCAUUGUACCGAGAAAACUGGGGACGCAUGUUAAACACAGAGGCUUUUUUUUUCUCUUACUGAAAGACAGCCUAGCUAGUAACCUAAUUGAUCACCAGGGGUUUUUGUAACAGGGCAACAGAUUCGAUUUCUUUUCUUCUACUGACCACAUUUGGUUGUUGAUUUUAGCGCAUGUGAACAUGUUCUCCUCAUGAGAUUGUGCAAUGUUAAUUAGCAGGUUCGUUUUA